This is a messenger RNA of Mixia osmundae IAM 14324, 660 nucleotides long. RefSeq lists its product as uncharacterized. The coding region runs from base 1 to 660 and encodes 219 amino acids. The record is from RefSeq and is a predicted model, not a curated record. Gene Ontology annotation, molecular function: ubiquitin binding. NCBI's taxonomy places the organism in Eukaryota, Fungi, Basidiomycota, Mixiomycetes, Mixiales, Mixiaceae. The transcript has 3 exons.
AUGGACGAGGGCUUCUCCAACAUCGGCGUGACGCUCUUUGCAGCCGGCGUACUCUUUGUGGCGCUGCGCUACUUCACUAGUCAAGCAGCUUCAGCCGGUGCAACAACGGCGAGCGAUGGCAGAGGCGGCCGCAGGCGACAGGUCAGACAGAGCGAGAUCGAACAGGUCCAGGCGAUGUUCCCACAGGUGUCGCUGGCAGCGAUCAAGUAUGAUCUCGAAAGACAGGGCGGCAGUGUCGAGUCGACCUGCGAGCGAAUCCUGAGGGAAGGGCGGCUACCAGAGCCGCCUGCAAGUUUCUUUGCAGACGGUCCGCCCAGGCCGACGCCAAUUCUAGGUACAACGGCACAAGCGGCAGCGACAGCAGCCCGCAACCGCCCAGCGAGCACAGCAUCAUCGUCUCCGUCCGGCGCGCAAGCAAAUCUGCUGAGAAAGUAUGGACUGGAAGCAAAAGCCAAAGCGGAAGAAGAUGCCUGGCGAUCAGGACAGAGCAUCGCCACUGCCGCGACAGCUGGCAAGGACUUAUCCAGAGAAGACAUUGUCAGAGACCGAAAGACGCGGAUGAUCCUCGACGCCAGGCUCAAGCUGCUCAAGAGCGAUGCCACUGCCGCUAGCUCGGCCGUGCCCGCCGCAGAAAGGCAGGAGGCUCAGAGUGCGACUUAG